Molecule: messenger RNA, 1647 nt
Organism: Lobosporangium transversale
Lineage: Eukaryota; Fungi; Mortierellomycota; Mortierellomycetes; Mortierellales; Mortierellaceae
Exons: 8
Coding region: 150-1574 (474 amino acids)
Biological process (GO): potassium ion transmembrane transport
Cellular component (GO): membrane
Molecular function (GO): voltage-gated potassium channel activity
Source: RefSeq, a predicted model, not a curated record
UCCAGUGAUCCUCAUUUACAACUUGUCUUCUGUCUUCUGAAAAGAGACUUACAUUCAGGGCUCGAACUUUAUAAUCUGCAAGUCUCAAAAGAGCAAUCUCAUCCAAAAGUGCAAGAAAAGGAAUAUAACGUUUGGUGGAAGAUUAAAAGAUGCCAAGACGACCCUUCAAGCGUCUACAGGACCAACCCGAUGACAUUGAUACGAGUUUAAAUGAAAUCGAGAUGACUGAACCCAACAACCAUCACCGUAGUCAUGGUUAUGGACAUGCGACUGGAGGUGGUCCAGUGGCUUCGCCUAUUUCAGAUAGAGCUAGCACUUCUUCUGGAAGACCUGCUCAUGAAGCACAGCCUCGGAGAUCGAUGCAUCAAGUCGAUUUGGAAUUGGAGUGGCCUAUGGUCGAUAUCCCUCAAGAGCUUCGUGAAAUGCAGACUGGAAAUGAUGAUUCAAAUACCCGCUCAAACUCACAAGCCAAUGCGAUCAGGAGUGCUUUCAAGAGAAAGCUUUUUCUCCUGUUAGAAGAUCCUUCCUCUGGCAGUUCUGCAUUUGCUCUCAAUGUCUGGGUCUCGUUUGUCAUCGUUCUCAGUACCAUCAUCACUACUAUUGAAACCAUUCCUUCCUUUCGAUCCACUGAUUCAACUAUCUGGUUCGAAUUCGAGACCGUUUUGGUCGCAUUUUUCACUAUUGAGUUUAUUGCCCGUAUCAUCGCUCAUUCUGAUUCUAUCAAACAACUCAAACGAUUCCUCCUUUCUCCUCUCGCCAUCAUUGAUAUCCUUUCCAUUAUGCCUUACUACAUUGAACUGGCUCUCACACGGGACACGACUGUUUUCUUCCGAUUCACCAUCUUGAGGCUCUUCCGUCUGCUUCGAGUCUUCCGUACAUUUAAAUAUUCUUCGACCAUUGUUAUGACAAUUGAAGUCAUGAUUGUUGCUAUCAAGAGAAGUAUGGACGCACUUAGCGCCCUAUUCUUUUUCUUGAUUACUGGCACCAUGCUCUUUUCAACACUGCUUUAUUUUACUGAGCGUGGCGAAUGGGAUGAAGCACGACAGGUGUUUGUGGAUGCCAACAACAACCCUAGUACUUUUGACAGUAUCCCUGCAGCGUUCUGGUAUGUCAUGGUGACGAUCACAACUACAGGAUAUGGUGACAUGGUACCUACAACGUUUUUGGGCAAACUGAUUUCAUUCCCAGCCAUGAUGUGCGGUGUCUUGUUGAUCACCUUGCCAUCCAUCAUUAUCGGCCGCAAUUUUACUCUUGUCUGGGAGACUAUGCAGCGGUACAAGCGAAUAGCAGAGGCAAACAGUCGUGCAACAACAGACGAUACGCCUAGUGAAGGCGUAAGGGAAAGCUUUGAAAGCAGCCAUUCUUACCAAUUCAAUGUAUUGCGACCAAUGUACUCUUCAUUGUCAGCGAACGGAUCAAUUCCAGGGCAACAGGAUAUGAUGGAUCAAAUUCAAACGAUGACGCAGGUCUUGAAGCAGAAUCAGCAAACAAUGAACGCGCUACAAAAGAUUUUGGAGACUCAUGACUUGGUACCCAAAAAAUCACCCUUUUCGGAUAGCAACACUGUUCUGUAAGCUCCUUUAUUAAUAGUCUAUUAAUUUGCUCCGCAAAAAAAAACGCUGUUGCUUCUUAUUACUUAUCAUAGAC